Messenger RNA from Fragaria vesca subsp. vesca, 2706 nucleotides. RefSeq lists its product as uncharacterized. Gene Ontology annotation, biological process: lipid metabolic process. NCBI's taxonomy places the organism in Eukaryota, Viridiplantae, Streptophyta, Magnoliopsida, Rosales, Rosaceae. The transcript has 16 exons. Bases 1 to 2487 code for a protein of 828 amino acids. The record is from RefSeq and is a predicted model, not a curated record.
AUGGCUUCUUCUCUGCAAACCCACCGCCACCAUUACCAUCAUCUCUACCGCCCUACAACCUCCAAACCCAACACCCAUCAACCUUCGAUAUUCUAUCGGCGUUUCCUGACCGUUGGGAAACAGAGCACUUUUACUCGUAGAGAAAACGGCAGGGGUAGUAGAGAUGGGACAACUGUUACUGACUCGUUUUGCUGCUUGUGCAAAGCUGGCUUGGAGAUUGAUAAGGUCUCCGCUGAUGAUGAAGGAAGUGAACGGCCUCCUUUUGAUAUCAACUUGGCCGUCAUUCUCGCCGGUUUCGCUUUCGAGGCCUAUUCUAGUCCACCUGGAACAAGUGAUCCAUAUGUGAUCAUGCAAUUAGAUGGUCAAGUUGUCAAAAGCACGGUUAAAUGGGGGACAAAAGAGCCAACAUGGAACGAGGACUUCCAUUUUAAUAUCAAGCAGCCUCCAACCAAAAGUCUCCAGGUUGCGGCUUGGGAUGCAAACCUUGUAACUCCACAUAAGCGCAUGGGGAAUGCAGGCGUCAAUCUAGAAUGCCUUUGUGAUGGGAAUCUGCAUGAACUACUGGUGGAAUUGGAAGGAAUGGGAGGUGGUGGAAAAUUACUUGUAGAGGUCAGGUAUGAAACAUUUGAGGAAAUUGAUGAGGGGAAAAAGUGGUGGAUGAAGGUCCCUAUUGUUUCUGAAUUUCUUCGUAAUAAGGGUUUUGAGCCUGCUCUGAAAAAGUUUGUUGGCUCUGACACUGUGCAAGCACGUCAGUUUGCGGAAUAUGCUUUUGGGCAGUUAAAGUCAUUCAAUACUAAUGCUUACAUUUGGAAGAAUCUGUUAUCAGGUAGUGAAGAAAGUGAUAAAAAAGGCCAUGGGAAAUCUAAUAUUUCUGCUGGUGUGUCAGGUGUGCCUUCCCAGAUGGAGGGUAUCACAGAGGGUUCUUUAGAUAUUGCAGACUGCAAUGAAGUGAGCAACUUAGAGGAGUCUAACAUAGAUAAUGGUGGUGUGAAGAAUGGAAAUGACCCUCAACAAGUGAAAAAGCUUGAUGAUGAAAUGCAAUCAGAUAAGAACUUCUGGAAGAACUUUGCUAAUGAGAUUAAUCAAAAUGUUGUAGAGAAAUUUGGAUUCCCAAUUCCAGAAAAAUUAAAGUGGGAUGGAUUUGAUUUGUUAGACAGUGUUGGUUUGCAGUCACAAAAGAUAGCAGAAGCAACUUAUGUUGAAUCGGGGCUUGCAACUCCUGAAGCGUCAGAUGUUGAUAAUGAUAUAACAACAGGCCCACUUCCCAUUAGCAUUAUGCAGUCUUCAUUUCCAGAUAUAAAGGAAGCAACAAGGGAUUUAUUAAAGCAAACUGAUUCUGUUUUAGGAAUAUUAAUGGUUUUAACGACAACAGUAUCUCAAGCAAAGAAGGAAGAAAAUGUUGUAGGAGGGAGUGCAAGUAAGGAAGAGGAUUCCAUAACUGAGAAGCUUGUGAACUCACAGGGAGCUGAGGAGAUGAAAGCACUGUUUUCAACUGCAGAAACUGCCAUGGAGGCUUGGGCGAUGCUUGCUACUUCUUUAGGACAUCCUAGUUUUAUAAAGUCUGAAUUUGAGAAACUUUGUUUCUUGGAUAAUGAGACGACAGACACACAGGUUGCAAUUUGGCGUGAUUCUGCACGGAAAAGAUUAGUAGUCGCUUUCAGGGGAACAGAACAGGCAAGGUGGAAGGACUUGCGAACAGAUUUGAUGCUAGCUCCUACUGGGUUGAAUCCAGAAAGGAUAGGAGGAGACUUUAAGCAAGAAGUUCAAGUUCAUAGUGGCUUCUUAAGUGCAUAUGAUUCUGUCAGAAUACGGAUCAUCUCUCUCAUUAAAUUGGCUAUCGGUUAUAUAGAUGAUCUUGCUGAGCCGCUGCACAGAUGGCAUGUUUAUGUAACUGGUCAUAGUCUAGGGGGUGCAUUAGCUACUCUCCUAGCUCUUGAACUUGCAUCAAGUCAAUUAGCAAAGCGUGGAGUGAUCACAAUCAGCAUGUAUAACUUUGGAUCUCCUAGGGUUGGUAACAAAAGAUUUGCUGACAUUUAUAAUGAGAAAGUUAAAGAUAGUUGGAGAGUUGUAAAUCACAGAGACAUUAUACCAACUGUGCCCCGGUUGAUGGGUUACUGCCAUGUAGCUCAACCUGUUUAUCUAGCAACAGGAGACAUAACGAAUGCGUUGGUGAGUAUUUAUUUGGCCAAGUAUCUUUACAAAUUCAGCGAAAAUAUGGAGCUUUCUGGAGAUGGUUACCAAGCUGAUAUGAUUGGGGAGUCCACACCUGAUGUUCUCGUCAGUGAAUUUAUGAAGGGUGAAAAGGAACUUAUACAGAAAAUUUUACAGACUGAGAUAAAUAUAUUCCGUUCAAUCAGAGAUGGAACUGCACUUAUGCAACAUAUGGAAGAUUUUUACUACAUCACGUUACUAGAGAAUGUGAGAUCAAAUUACCAACCUGUUGUCAAGUCGUUGUCUGACGAACAAGGCAACAAAACAAACAGCUGAGAAUGGCAUUUAUACAUGUACAGGCACAGAAGUUAAUUAGCAGUUCUUUCAAGGAUUGUGCCAGCAACACAUCACCAUGGCACCAUUUGUAAGGUGCCAUAUAUUUUCCCAAAUUGUACAUUUGUAACUAGUUUGUAAUAGUUUUCAUUAGAUAUUAGUUCAUGUUCAUAUAAAAUUUGGUAAUCACGUCCGCAAUAGUUUAUCCCUUUACUAAUCAUC